Molecule: messenger RNA, 4149 nt
Organism: Homo sapiens (human)
Lineage: Eukaryota; Metazoa; Chordata; Mammalia; Primates; Hominidae
Gene: RAB14
Product: RAB14, member RAS oncogene family
Exons: 8
Coding region: 239-886 (215 amino acids)
Biological process (GO): phagosome maturation; endocytic recycling; Golgi to endosome transport
Cellular component (GO): recycling endosome; Golgi apparatus; cytoplasmic vesicle
Molecular function (GO): G protein activity; GTP binding; GTPase activity
Source: RefSeq, marked validated
AUCUUGGACCAGCCCGAGGAAGAUACUGAGGGAGCACAGGAGCAGUCACCGCUGCCACUGCUACUGCCGCUACUGCUGCCGGCGCGUCUGCACCUCUCGGCCUGCCAGUGUACCUGCCGGCGCCUCGGUCGACCGCCCCCGCCCCCUCUCCCGCUGCGUCCGCACUCCUGUUCCUGGUCCUGACGCCCCCCUCCCGCCCGGAAAGCUGCCCAGCCACCAGCAACCCCCCAGUGCCACCAUGGCAACUGCACCAUACAACUACUCUUACAUCUUUAAAUAUAUUAUUAUUGGGGACAUGGGAGUAGGAAAAUCUUGCUUGCUUCAUCAAUUUACAGAAAAAAAAUUUAUGGCUGAUUGUCCUCACACAAUUGGUGUUGAAUUUGGUACAAGAAUAAUCGAAGUUAGUGGCCAAAAAAUAAAACUGCAGAUUUGGGAUACGGCAGGACAGGAGCGAUUUAGGGCUGUUACACGGAGCUACUACAGAGGAGCUGCGGGAGCUCUUAUGGUCUAUGAUAUCACUAGAAGAAGUACAUAUAACCACUUAAGCAGCUGGUUGACAGAUGCAAGGAAUCUCACCAAUCCAAAUACUGUAAUAAUUCUCAUAGGAAAUAAAGCAGAUUUGGAGGCACAGAGAGAUGUUACAUAUGAAGAAGCCAAACAGUUUGCUGAAGAAAAUGGCUUAUUGUUCCUCGAAGCGAGUGCAAAAACGGGAGAGAAUGUAGAAGAUGCCUUCCUUGAGGCUGCCAAGAAAAUCUAUCAGAACAUUCAGGAUGGAAGCUUGGAUCUGAAUGCUGCUGAGUCUGGUGUACAACACAAACCUUCAGCCCCGCAGGGAGGCCGGCUAACCAGUGAACCCCAACCCCAGAGAGAAGGCUGUGGCUGCUAGUGACCUCUUUGCUGUGGCCCCUCAUUUGACCUUUCACCUCUGUCUGUUGGAAGCAGUACUUUUUACUGCCUCAUUGUCUUCUGUACAUCUUACUGGGUUUAAUUAAAAAAAAAGAAAAAACUCUGUUGUAAAAACAGUUUAACACAAUACUAAACUGCUAAACAACUAGAUGUAAUCAGGUUAUCAAAGGCAAGUAGAGUAAUAAAUCUCUCCUGCAUGGUAAAUCUAGACUUUUUUUCCCCCUUGUCCUCGUGAUAAGUAUGUCACCAAUAUAUGAUUUAAACCGAGCACUGAUGCUGGACUUCAUGAUUUUUACCCUCCCUUUGGCAAGGCUUUGUCUCACUGUACGGUUUAAUUUGGUGAUAUCUUAAGCCUUUCUUCCCAUCCUUAACUGUUCAAGUAUGUCUGUUGUAACCAAUAAGUUUAUUGCUGUGAAAUUACUUCUGAUGGUAGAGAAGGGGUUCUAUAACUGCUUUUGUUUUGUUUUGGAUAAAUUUCCUGUUGUGUGGGUGGCAUUUUUCUUAACGAGAUUUGCUUCUGUCUUAGCCUCACACAGGGAAAAUAUCCAUUUAUCUUCUCUCUCGUGCUUAAUUAAUAGCUUUAUCUUUUUUUAUACCAUUUUAUCCUUUUCUCUUUAACAGAAAGUAAAUAUGUAUAAAAUUUGAAGGAAUCGAACUAACAAUACAUUCUGUGUAUAUUAUUUUAAUGAAGAAAAUAAAUUGAUUACUGGCAUUGGAACAGUAUAAAAUACCAGUUUGUACAGUAUGACCUAUAUGUGACCAUGUUACUCCCUUCCAUUUCACACAAAGAAAUAGACACAACUGCAGUUCACAAGUAGUACUGGCUCCACCCCUUGGUGCUGGCAGUGUUUGGGGACAUUAUGCUGGAAAGAGCUCCUAGCAUCAGAGGAUUAACACUAGCAGAUUCUGUUCCAUCUUUGCACUGUUGCUUACCUGCUGAUUUUCUUAACUGUUCUUGUGCAAUCGACAAUGUGCUAACCUGCUUUUCUCUUUUUGUAAACGUUUUUGCAUUACAGGCUGCAUUCUUGCCUUACUGUAUAGAAAAAGAAAAAAGGCUGGGUUUACUAUUGCACAUUUUAAGCUUUUAUACCUUUAUCUUCUUGGAAUGGUCAGAUUCUGAACUGGACAGUCAGAACCACAGGUCUGCUGUUAAGGGAUUUUAAAUUGUGCAUUUUUAACCCUACAGUGAAAUAACUUAAGAUAUCCCUGUGUUCACAGUGUGAGGGGCUGUUUUAUGUCAUGUUGGCAUAAAUUGUUUUGUAAAAGGGAAAGUGUUUCUAAAGGUGUUUCAGCGCUUGUGCUGAUACAAAGUAAGUUAUUACUUUGCACCAGGUGGUUUGGCCACUGAAUUAAUACUGUAUAGCAAGAGAAACAAUCUUAUUUUUUUGGACAACAUGUUUUAUUAAGUUCUUCAUUUCUGUUGAUUUUUUUUAUUGCAUUUAUGAUUCAGUGGCUGGGAAUUGAGAAUUUAUUUGAAAUAGAAUAGGUAACACCUCAGCGUACUAUAGAAAAUGCACUCAGCUCAACUGCUGUGUUUAAAAUACACAUUUUAAAUCCCUCUUUACAGACACUAACAUAAAAGUACAUCUUUCUGGGUUGUAAACAUGUGGUAGUACCAGAGUAUUGUAUAGUCAAUGUUAAAUAAAAGCCAAAACUGGAAUGUGCAGAAAGUAGGCUUUGGUUAAUUUGUGGAUUCAUUUUUAUUUUUGUCUUUGUUUAACUUUUUAAAAAAUAAGAUUUCUGGAGUAGAUUGGUAUAUUCUGUUAAAGACUUACAGUGAUCCAUUUUGCUUACACUGUUGCAUCACAAGGGACUCACCCAGGGACCAUGACCUGCUGGUGUGUGUGUAUAUUUACAAAAACAAAACAAACAAACCACCCAUUGGGAUAUAAGGUAGCAAUCACAAACUAAAGACUGCGGCUUGUUGAGGUGCAAUACCCUGACUCCCAAAGUUAGUUACAGUGGGUUUUAUUGUUUUUGUGACUGAAGGAUUUAUUCAGACUGCUGUACUCUUCAUUUGAUGUAACAAAAUGCUAUUAAUCUAAAUAUUUGUAAAUAAAGUACCUGUAUCUAGAUUAAAUUAAAAUUGGUUGCAUUAUUUUCUGAACUAUAAUAGGGUUUUUCUUCAGGUGAACAAUUUGACGUGUCAUCAGUUUUUAUUGCAGCACUGUCCAUAUUCAUUGUAUAAAGAGAGGUCUACGUAUGUAGCAUAUAAAACCACAUCACUAAGUAAUAGACCCACAGCUUUAUUCUUGUGUUUACAUUACCCUUGAAAUGUUUUCAGUCAACCCUUUUCAGUGUAAGAUCAGCACAUUUGGUGGCUGAUGCUGUUCUCCUUUGACUGUACCGGGAGCCAGAUUCUAUCAUAUGCAUGUGUAAUCCCCUGUAAUACACUCAGGUGCUCACAAAUAGAGCAGAUUGUCAUAUUGUAACAUGCGUGUGCCAGACACCGGGCAGUACACUUUGGAAAGAAUGUGAAAUCCUUUUAAUUUUUAAUCCAUAGCUUACUGCUUGUGCAGUCACCUGCCUCUUGAGGUUGCUCAUUGCCCUUGGACCUGUGAGGAGGCCUUCAGAUUAGUAAUUGGUGCUUAGUACUAUUUAUGCUUAAAUAGAUCUUCCAGUACAAUGUUGAAGUCUUUUUUAUGGAUAAUAACGUGUUUGAUGGAGUAACUUAUUAUUUUUUUUUGGUUGGUGGUUUACACGUUAAUAGAGGUAGUACAAUUUCUUUGGAAAGGUGUCUUUUGAAGCCAGCUGUUAAGCUUCAUACAUUACCUCCCUUCUCAAAUUCGGUAAGACAGUAGUUUUGGGGAACUUUUUUGCCCAUGUGUCUUUUAAGUGUGAUUUUAAAAAAAUGAGUGGUUCAGUUCAUUCCCCUAAACAGAAGAAAAGACCAAAUAAUUACCUUCCAUUCCUCUUCAUGUGGGAAUAUAGAGAGGGUUCAUGUGGCAUUUUAGAGAAAAGAUAAUUUAUCCUCAUUCAACACAGGCCCAGAAAAUUGUGUCCCAGAAGGAUGUCAGUAAUUGUGACUAGGCCAGGCCUUUUAGCAUUUUGCUAAGACUUGAAACAAAAAAUGUAAAUACAAAAGAAAUCAAGUUUUGUUUUGAAAGAUGCCUUCUAGAACUUACUGUGUAUUAAUAAAUUGUCACUUUCAUUGUCUUUAUUGUAACUCCAUUGAUCCCGUAUCUUAACGGUUCACGUCUAGCCAAAUAACUGUUUUGGAAUAAAAACCUUGGUGGUGAGGGA